CCUUUGAAGCAGAUGAUAUCACAAAAGUGACAGCUCCGUUCAGAUUGUUUGUUUUGUUGGUUGAUGACGCCUCGCAUGGAUGUGUUCUUCACAGUUAAGUUAAAGUAAUGCAAUGGACGCUACCCGGAACGAAGCCGUGGCCGGUCCUUCCACAGUUAAGACUUGGAAAAGAAACCACAACGGACAGCGCCUUUCACGGAAAACGGUCAGCGAUACAGAUCGGCAGCGUAUCGUGAACGCAUUUUUGAAUGGUUUUACGCCAAGAACCAUUAGCGAAAUGCUCAGCGUCAAACUGUCCACCGUGUACGGCAUCCUGAAACAGUAUCAGCAAACGGGAAAGGUUGCCGCCCUGAAACGGGGUGGUAACCAUAAGAAAAUACUUUCCGACGAAGCUGCGGCUAGCAUUCGCGAGUGGCUGGAGGAAGACCGUAACCUGUCCCUAGGCACGCUUACCGACCGACUGUGGGAACAGUACCACGUACGCGUAUGUCGGUCAACUGUUGGACGUGAGAUAAAACGGUUGAAAAUACCGCGGCGCCUGCAGUUUAAUCGCGAAGCAGCGAGAAGAAAGUUUCAUGCAGUAUCGCAGAACGAAAGCGUCUCUACUGCAGUGAACGAAUGUCCAGCGUCCAUAAAGGAGGAAGAAUUCAGCUCCAGCGACAUAGAUGAUAUCGAACUCGGAGAAACGAUAUUAACUUCUGAGGAUAACGGAACCAGCUAUUUUGAAGCCCAUCCGAUGGAGACAGAUCCACUGGAAAGCAAUCCUGAGAGCACCAAUACCAUCGCAAAGCAACUAUCAGGCGAUACAUUUGGGCGGCAAGGGAAUAAUGACGAAAGCGAAGCCUGUACCUAUACUUUACAAAUGCUGGAUGAACCAAACAUUACCAAAACCGUAACGGUUGCUCUGCCUGGCCAGAAUCUGCCAAUGGACAAACUUAAAGGACACACUGAUGGAAGCGGUACGCAUACGUUAACGGUGAACGGCAACUCUAUGGACGGUCCAACUCAGGAGCGUGCAGCUGAUGCACCAAAAACGUGCACCCACUGCAUUUGUUUUUAUGAGCUUGUGAACGAGCAGAAAAAGAUGUUUGAGCUCAUUUUAAACUUCCAACAAAAAGUGGUUAACGACAUCCAGGAGGUAAAGCAAACGGUAGUACAAAAACUGAAAGAUUUGGAUGUUGUAGUUAAAAAACAAUGAAUCGUGAUCGAACUGGACCUCGGCUAUGUGAAAGGAAUUAAAUAGAAAUUUUAUGUUGGGGAUAAGGUUUGUUUCAGAACCAUAUGAAAUGUAUUCCGAUCUCAUCACCGAUUCACGAUCGGUCGCUCAAACCAAUUUAAUUUACGAAGAACUUACCUACUGAUGUCGCUAAAACGACUUGAACUUUAUUGUUCUUGUAAAAAUAAUCCCGACUAUACAGCCAGGUGAUUCAUAACCAAAAAAAAAUUAAAUAAAACUACAAAUAAGGUGAAUGAAAGCGACCAAAUCGCUCUCAUUUUUCAAAAAUCUA
Molecule: messenger RNA, 1508 nt
Organism: Anopheles stephensi (Asian malaria mosquito)
Lineage: Eukaryota; Metazoa; Arthropoda; Insecta; Diptera; Culicidae
Exons: 4
Coding region: 113-1198 (361 amino acids)
Biological process (GO): regulation of DNA-templated transcription
Molecular function (GO): DNA binding
Source: RefSeq, a predicted model, not a curated record